Molecule: messenger RNA, 4106 nt
Organism: Carassius auratus (goldfish)
Lineage: Eukaryota; Metazoa; Chordata; Actinopteri; Cypriniformes; Cyprinidae
Gene: lrrc38a
Product: leucine rich repeat containing 38a
Exons: 3
Coding region: 1184-2056 (290 amino acids)
Cellular component (GO): voltage-gated potassium channel complex
Molecular function (GO): transmembrane transporter binding; potassium channel activator activity; voltage-gated potassium channel activity
Source: RefSeq, a predicted model, not a curated record
CUGUACCUUUGCACUAAUGAUCCUGACAUUUGUUUCUUUUACAGGGACACCAGAGGAAGUAACAUUUCGAGUUGAAAUUCUUUCAAAGAAGUGCCACAUGAAAAGGUCAAAGGCGAGUCUUUUUUUUUCUUUCUGGUCAUGCCUGCCAGAAAGGUCAGAGGUACAAAAUGACCUAUGGGACUAUUGUGUAAUUCCACUGGGCUGUGCCAUGCUAUUCUCCAGUGCAUGUGAUGUAAGAGGAAAGCUGUCUGUUGGAGAUUUACAGCAGCACAGGAGUAAACAUGAAUUCUGAACACAGAGCGACAAAAAUAACAACAGCUGGAAACGCUAUGAGUAAUGACCGCUUUCAUGGGCACACUGAAGAAGAGGGCAGUAAUCUGUAUGCACACAGCCCCAUGUUAAUCGUCACAUCCAUCACCAUGGCAAUGGAGCCAGAAUAUAAAAUCAUGCACUAUACCGACUGAAUCGGAGGACAACAGAAAAGAAGCCAAAUGUGAUUAAAUGUGGAAACCAUCGACAACAUAUCAUUAGCCAUUUAUUCAGGAUGGAAGAAGACUUGCAACCACAGCCUUGAGUCAAAUGUGCUAUGGACACCAUGGUUCAGCUGGCACACAAUCAAGAGCAGACGCAUAAGGACCAAGAUACGGAUCAGCACAUAGUGUAUGUUUGAAUUAAAGAAUCAGAAAUCCCUUUUGACUGUGGGUAAACCAAGUAGGCUACACCUCCCCUUCCGUCCUCACACUCCCCUCCCCUCUCCAUGCCCCCAGCGCUUCCCAGUCUCUGGUUCACUCGUCUCUGUUUACCUCUCUGCUAAUCCCUUGCAUUGCGUGGUCUCUCUCUCUCUUCCCUGUAUUCUCUCGAUCGCUCUCUCUCUCCUCCCUUUUCAUGCUCGGAGCCAGAGGGCUGCCACACGACCCACUCCGCCUGCUAUAUGAUCUUGUGGAAAACAGCUCCGUGUCUUUUUAGCCGCUUGCUGCUGCUCGAGCCUUUGUAGAUUGCAAUCUAGGAGACAAGGAAAGAUGCCUUCGCGACAACCCUGACUCCUGUCAUCUCCUGAUGCACCCCUGUCCCCUUUCCUAGUAUCUCGCCCCGUCCCUUUACCCCAUCCCCUCUCCUCUAUUCCUCUCCAGACCUCCCUCUCUCAAUCCCCCCAAUCUCCCCUUCACCUCGCACCCUCUUGACAAUGUUCUCAUGUGUUCGCUGGUUUCAGCCUUUCCUUGCCUUGCUAUCCUCUACCUUGUUAUCUUGGGGGUACAACUGUCCAUCCAGCUGCUUGUGUCCAGACCAUCACACCGUGGACUGCACAAGUCAAGGGCUCACCCGUCUUCCAGACUCCAUCCCUUUGGAUGUACGGAGACUGCUUCUGUCUAACAACUGGAUUCCCUGGAUCCCUUCUGAUUUCCUGGUUCUCUACAGUGAUUUGGUCUACCUGGAUCUGAGGAAUAACUCCCUAACAAAGCUGGAGCCUGGGACUCUGUGCACAUCCUCCAGACUGGUCUAUCUGGACCUGGGGAGCAACAACUUGACUGAGAUCCCCUCGGGAACUUUCGGUGAGUCCCAUAGUUUGAUCAAGCUACGUCUCGGGAACAAUCCUUAUUUGAAUAUGGUCAGCAAGGACGCAUUUGCAGGCCUCACCUCCUUACGAGAGCUCGAGCUAGAGAGGAAUUCCCUCUCUGGCCUGGACAUCGAGGUGUUGAACCAAUUGCCUUCUUUACGGGUGAUACGCUUAGAAGGGAACCCCUGGGUGUGCAAUUGCAACUUUGCCAAACUGUUUCUUUGGUUGUUGGAGAAUCGUCACAAGCUCCCAACUGGGUUAGAGGGUAUGGAGUGCUCUCUUCCAGGGGACGGGCGGCAAGUGUCCCUCAGUGUGCUUUCUGAGGACAGUUUCCGCGAGUGUCGGGGAUUGCUGACUCUCACUGAUUAUCUCAUAGUCAUUUUUUCUGGAAUUUGUAUUUCAGUGGCAGCCAUUAUUGCCAGUUUCUUUCUGGCCUCCACUAUCCACUGUUUCCAGCGGCUCAAAUCCAAAAGGACAGAUGAAGAGGAGGCAGAGGACUGAGGGGUCUAACUGGACAGAAUGGAGAUUACAAAUUACCCACAAUGCACCACACACUGGAAGCCAAGGGAUUUGAUUAAGAGGUGAAAACCUUAUUUCCAUGAGAAUAGGCCCCUGUGUGACUAAGGUGAAGCUGCAAGAGCCGUCAAAAAAUCUCACAAACGUCAUCUGUGAUGCUUUUUUAUACUUGAACACCAAUGAUUGAAUUGAGCCUUAAGACUAAAACUGUUCCUGAAAAUGCAGUUUAUGAAAGCACUGUUUAAUGCCCCUGUAUUCAAAAUUGAUCAGCAUUAUAUUUUGACAUCAACUAGCAACAAUGGUCUUUUUAUGAAAAUGUGCAAGAUAAUUAGUAUUUUCUACACGAGUUAUUUUUGGUAUUGUGUACAUGGAUCUUGCUCCGUUAUAGUAAGGUUUAGCUACUUGCACUUUAAUGUACAGAUGACAUUGCACACAAUCCCAGUGAGCCAGACUGUAAGCCACUUCUCAUAAUUCAUAAUUGCACUUAUCACCAAAGAAAUAAAUUAGCAUAUAUUGUGGCAUACAUGUUUUUCAUGCAAAUGGUUCAAAACGCCAAUCAAUUCGGUUGUAUUACAAAUAACAUAAGACAUGUUUGGUUAUUGAUGACUUCAUAAAUGUCAUGCAUACUCUUAAUAUGCUUGUUGUAGUUACAGAUGGGUCGCAACUGUAUAUCAAGUACUCAAAGUAUUUUAAAGGCUAAAUUAAAAGGGAACUUUGUCCAUUUUAUGUUAAUUCUGUCUCGUAACAUUCUUUUCCUUUCCUUUCCUAACAUUGAUGCCAAAGUGUUUUAAUAUGUCUGGUCACACUGUCUUAGGCCAUGUUGUAACUAGAUGAGGUGGUCCUGCUUUCUGCCACCAUCUUGUGAAAAUAACAUGAAGUUCCUGCCGGUUCGACCCGGAAAGCCCUGGAAGCUCUCAAAGUGCAAAAGAAACAAUAGAGCUCAUGUAGUGCCUUUAUAUAAUCUUGUGUUGCUUCCACUACACAUAGAAUUGAGUUUUUUAGGUUGAUGCUAGAGGACGUUUUUGUCUCGAUGAAAGCUUCUUGUAUAUGCUGUGGUUGGGAGAUCUCCAUGACUUAGCAACAGUGACGUUUUACUCCGGGUCAUGAAUUUAACAGACGACAGAGGCAAACAAGCGACACAGAAGUGUAGUAGAUUCCACAAUCAUCCAAACAUCCCCUCAGAUGGAGAUGAGAGAGGAUGGAAAGCACACUUAUUUCGCCUGCUCAUUUUCUAGGCGAAAAGUUAAAUGAGACAGAGGAAAGAAUUUGGCAGAAUAAGUGCUACGAUUCUUCAGAUCUUCUUGUUGCUAUGGUUACGUGUCUGUGGGCCAGUUGUGUUGAAUUCAGACUCCGCUACUGAGGAUGGCUUUGACUAAUCAAGUCUCCUCCUGUCCCUUGCUAUUUCUCAGUGACUUUUAACCAGCUUUCCUCUCCUUAAAAUUGACUUGAUUUAUGGCGUGAAACUAACAUUCCCACUUCUUUCCUUACUGUUUACUCCUUUCCUUAGUGAGAUUUGGAUGGCCAUUAGCUAGACAAUAAUCGAGAGCAUUAAAUAUUGAUGCACUGCAUCAUAACUACUGAGUUGUAAUGCUGUGAAACACUGAAAUGUCAGUUUUAAAAGGUAAGUAAAUGAUGUGGGUCUAAGUUUACAAGAGCAUGUAAGUUGAACAUGAAGGCAUGUGGCCAGUAGGAAGUUAUGUGUCAAGACCUGUUUACUUGGACACUAGCCAAGAUUGUUUUACAUUCAGGGCAAAUGAAACUGAUCCUUCAACUGGCCACUCAUUAUCCAGUGGUGGACUAUGACCUGAGAAUGAAACCAAGAUCCCUGAAAACAAGAACAGCAUGACUCUGCAUCCUGAUCCUCUUCACUGUUUCUGACACCGAUGCUGGUUAGUUUACAGGAGUUAGUGUGAUUACAGUAUGAAAAGCCUGUCAAUGGUGGUUAACUUGUAACAUCCAAGUGAAAGGUUAAACACAAACAUGUCUGAAAACAAAUCAAUAAAAUAAAAGAAUGGAGUUGGAAAAAAUUAUUUGU